AUGGAGCCCAGGGGCCAGGUGGAGCCCAGGUCAGAGACGAGGGGCCAAGUGGAGCCCAGGUCAGAGACGAGGGGCCAGGUGGAGCCCAGGUCAGAGACGAGGGGCCAGGUGGAGCCCAGGUCAGAGACGAGGGGCCAAGUGGAGCCCAGGUCAGAGACGAGGGGCCAAGUGGAGCCCUGGUCAGAGACGAGGGGCCAAGUGGAGCCCAGGUCAGAGACGAGGGGCCAAGUGGAGCCCAGGUCAGAGACGAGGGGCCAAGUGGAGCCCAGGUCAGAGACGAGGGGCCAGGUGGAGCCCAGGUCAGAGACGAGGGGCCAGGUGGAGCCCAGGUCAGAGACGAGGGGCCAAGUGGAGCCCAGGUCAGAGACGAGGGGCCAAGUGGAGCCCAGGUCAGAGACGAGGGGCCAAGUGGAGCCCAGGGCUCCAAUACCUAGUGGAUCAUCGCUUGUGUUUUCCCCCUCAACGCCACAGUUACCAGUCUGUUUGGCUAACAUACCACUCCUUGUACUGAGGAAAACCAUCUCACUUACCUUUAAACAGACCGUACCUCAGUCUUUAAGAACCCCCCCCUCAGAGGGAAAACCAUCUCACUUACCUUUAAACAGACCGUACCUCAGUCUUUAA
Oncorhynchus keta (chum salmon) is the source of this 624-nucleotide messenger RNA. RefSeq names its product glutamine-rich protein 2-like. The record is from RefSeq and is a predicted model, not a curated record. The transcript is spliced from 2 exons. Bases 1 to 624 code for a protein of 207 amino acids. Lineage: Eukaryota; Metazoa; Chordata; Actinopteri; Salmoniformes; Salmonidae.